This is a messenger RNA of Melampsora larici-populina 98AG31, 2363 nucleotides long. RefSeq lists its product as uncharacterized. The record is from RefSeq and is a predicted model, not a curated record. The transcript has 9 exons. NCBI's taxonomy places the organism in Eukaryota, Fungi, Basidiomycota, Pucciniomycetes, Pucciniales, Melampsoraceae. Bases 90 to 1976 code for a protein of 628 amino acids. Gene Ontology annotation, molecular function: ATP binding; ATP hydrolysis activity.
CUUGAACCACCAUCUACAGACUCUAUAUCUCUUGACCCUCUCAAUAGACAAAUCAAGUUCAAGACAUAUUAUUUGAUAAAUUCACUCACAUGGCACCCUCAGCUUCUAAACAAAAACGUCUGGCCGAAAAAGCCGCUAAAAACCUUGCUAAAGGAGAAUCAUCCGGAACUAGUUCGGCAGCUCAAUCUUCAACACCUACCAAUGGAGCCUCCACUGCUGCUUCCACUGAUGAUCUUAGUCAUUCGAUGGCUAAAUUGAAAGCUGCUACCGAUCGAUCUGGAAGUGGUGUACUCACUUCAGACCCUCAAAGUAGAGAUAUUCAAAUCUCGUCUUAUACUCUUAACUAUCACGGUCGAUUGUUGAUCGAGAAUGCUGAGAUCGCUUUGAAUUAUGGUCAAAGGUAUGGUCUUUUGGGAGAGAACGGAAGUGGAAAGACCACUUUUUUGCAAUCGCUAGCCGAACGUGACGUGGAAAUUCCAGCUCACAUCGAUAUCUAUAUCGUUCAAGGUGAAGCUGAGCCAGCACAAGUCACUGCCCUCGAGUUUAUCGUCAAUUCUGCAAAGGAAAAAGUUGCACGUCUUGAGAAAGAGAUUGAAGACUUGUCAAUGGCUGAUGAUGUCGAUCAAAUGGCAUUGGAGUUAAAGUACGAGGAACUUGAAGAACUUGACCCUGCCACAUUCGAAGCCAAGGCUGGUGCCAUUCUUCAUGGUCUUGGUUUCGAUCAAGCCAUGAUGAAGAAGGCCACAGCCGACAUGUCCGGUGGAUGGCGUAUGCGAGUAGCCCUUGCUCGUGCAUUGUUUAUCAAACCUCAUCUUCUCUUGCUUGAUGAACCCACAAACCAUUUGGAUUUGGAAGCUGUGGUGUGGCUCGAAGCAUAUCUUAGUACAUACAACCAUAUCUUGGUAAUCACUUCUCAUUCAGCUGAUUUCAUGGACACUGUAUGUACCAACAUCAUGGAUCUUACACAUCACAAGAAAUUAGUCUACUACGGUGGUAACUAUUCAACCUAUGUCCGAACUAAAACUGAGAACGAGGUGAAUCAAAUGAAAGCAUACGCCAAGCAACAAGAUGAAAUUGCCCACAUCAAGAAAUUCAUUGCCAGUGCCGGUACCUAUGCAAACUUGGUCAAACAAGCUAAAUCAAAGCAAAAGAUUAUUGAUAAGAUGGAAGCCGCUGGUUUAAUUCAACCAGUUCAAGGGAAGAAACAACUUCGAUUCAACUUUGAGGACGUUCGAAAACUACCACCUCCUAUCAUUGCCUUCAAUGAUGUCGCAUUCUCUUACAGUGGAAAGAAAGAUGACUAUCUUUACAAGGAUCUGUCAUUUGGUAUUGAUAUGGAUUCUCGUAUCGCCAUUGUAGGACAGAACGGGACAGGAAAAUCAACGUUAUUGAACUUGAUUGAGGGUAAACUCAUGUCAUGUGAAGGGUCUGUCAGCAAACAUGCAGGAUUGAAACUUGCUCGAUACAGUCAACAUUCAGCCGAUCAAUUACCCUACGAUAAAAGCCCUAUUGAAUAUUUCGACUCAAAAUACCACGAAAAAUUCCCCGAUAAAGAUAUCCAAUUCUGGCGUCAACAGUUAGGUCGAUUCGGUCUGUCUGGGGCUCACCAGACUUGUCCUAUUCGACAGCUAUCCGAUGGUUUGAGAAACAGAGUUGUGUUCUCUCAACUUGCGAUGGAAACACCUCACAUCUUGCUCUUGGAUGAACCUACUAAUCACUUGGAUAUGGAAUCGAUCGAUGCACUUGCAGUUGCUAUCAAAGAAUUCGAAGGUGGUGUAGUCGUAGUUUCUCACGAUUUCAGGUUGAUCUCACAAGUGGCCGAAGAACUUUGGGAAGUCAAGAACAAGAAGAUUAUGAACCUUACCAAACAAGAUAUCGAUAUCAAAUCAUACAAGUCUAUGCUUGCUAAGAACUCGGCCGCUCAAAUUGAAAAGGCUAAGUUGGUUUCUAAAGCCAAUGCCAAAGGAGUUGCAUAAAAUUCGAUUUCUCUAUCACCACUGAUAACCAAGACGAAAUUCGAAAGACGAAAAAAUCCUAUCUCCGAAAAUAAAAAAAUAAAAAAUCACACACAUACCUAUUACCACUUGUUCCUGAUCCCGCAUCUCUAUUCAACUUUUUACUUUUAGUGUGUGUGUGUGUGUGUUUGAAAUAGAAGCAGAAUGUGUUUUGAAGAAGAAGAAAAGUUACAUUUUUGGUUUGUUAGAUAUCUAGAUAUAAACUAUUGUGGAUGAACCCCUGUUUACAUAAAUAGACAAGAUAAAGUUGAUGUUAAAGUUUUUUGUUGAUGAUUUGAUUGGUGGGCUAGGAUUUCAGUGACUUGAGAUUGUGUGCAAGUGUUUGAAUGAGUUUGAUUGGAAGACUUU